AUGGAAGCGAGAAGGUCAAUUUCAAGUAUGGCAGCCAAUGGUCAACAAUUCGGUGAGAGACAAGAUUAUGCUCCUAGAAAAGUCAAUGAGGUGAGUAUUUCCUCUAUUGAACAACAAUUGGACUCUCUAACCUCUUUGGUGGAAAAAUUGGUUGUAAGACAGGUUCAGCAAGCCAAAACAUGUGGAAUUUGCUAUGCUUCUAGCCAUCAGACUGAUACGUGUCCCACACUACAAGAUGAUCCAAAUGAAUAUGUGAAUGCAGUUGGCGGAUUUCCUAGCCCACCUCAAAGGCGAUAUGAUCCUUAUUCAAACACCUACAAUUCAGGGUGGAAAGAUCAUCCAAAUUUCAGUUAUGCUUCAAGGCCACCGGGAUUUCACCAACAGCAAUUGGUUUCAAAAUCAGGUACAUCACUUGAAGAAAUUGUUAAAUCGUUAGCCACUAAUGCACAGCAAUUUCAACAGGAGACGAGAGCUAGUAUUCAAAAUUUGGAGAAUCAAACUAUUAUCAACCCCAAGCAAAAUGUGAGUGCAAUUACAUUGAGGAAUGGCAAAGAGUUGCCACAACCCAGUCAGAGAAUUUUUGAGCAGGCCAUUGAGGAGGCUAUUGAGAAAGAAGAAGUGACACCCAAACCUAAAGAUGUGCCGCAGCAAAAAUUUGGGGAUGAAUCGUCAGUAGUGGUGACACCUCCUCCUCCAUUUUCCAAUCGAUUUGCAAAAUCUAAGGAGGAGCAAGAGCAAGAAGUUUUUGACAUUUUUCGCAAAGUUGAGGUAAAUAUUCCUCUUCUUGAUGCCAUUAAGCAAAUUUCUCAAUAUGCAAAAUUUCUUAGAGAAUUGUUCACCACUAAGAAAAAGUUAAAGGGCUGUGAAAAGAUUUAUAUGGGAGAAAGUGUUUCAGCGGUCCUACAACAGAAAUUGCCUUCUAAACAUAAGGAUCCAGGUAUGUUUACUGUUCCUUGUAAAAUAGGGAAUGUUAAGGUCGAAAAAGCAUUGAUAGAUUUAGAAGCUGCAAUAAAUAUCAUGCCUCGUUCCAUUUAUAAUUCUCUGAAUCUUGGACCCUUAAAAGAAACGAGUGCCAUUAUGCAACUUGCUGAUAGGUCUAAUGCAUAUCCUGAUAGGGUAUUGGAGGAUAUUCUACUUCAAGUUGAUAAAUUGGUUUUUCCUGCAGAUUUCUAUGUGUUAGAUAUGGACGAUGACUUUUCUGUUUCACCUUCAAUUUUGUUAGGCAGACCAUUUUUAAUGACAUCUAAAACAAAAAUUGAUGUUUAUUCAGGAACCUUGACAAUGAAAUUUGAUGAUCCUGGUGUUGAAGAUUCCAGGGUGGUUUCAGCUUUAUCCAAAAAGUUUGGGCUAGAGGGCAAGUCCGGAAGAAAUGGUCCAAUUCUUCAGAUUGGAGGGAACAGAGAGGGCAAGAGUCGUCUUGAAUAA
Coffea eugenioides is the source of this 1425-nucleotide messenger RNA. RefSeq lists its product as uncharacterized. The record is from RefSeq and is a predicted model, not a curated record. NCBI's taxonomy places the organism in Eukaryota, Viridiplantae, Streptophyta, Magnoliopsida, Gentianales, Rubiaceae. The transcript is spliced from 3 exons. Bases 1 to 1425 code for a protein of 474 amino acids.